UUUUUUCUAGCAAAAUAAGUGUGGUCAAAGAAGGAAUAUGCUAUUAUUUCUUUUUUUGGAUUCCUUAAAUUUACUAGAAAGCGGUGUCGACCAAAUGAGCCGCAAAACAUUGCAAAGCAAGGUUAUUGCAAUGGUCACAGCGACGAUAAUGCAUUAGGCUUCCGGAAGCGACGAUAAUGCACAAAAUGAGAUAUUGGUGGGGAAAAGAAGGAAGAAUAAAGCUCAUGCUUGUAAUUUAUUUCAACAGAAUCGAAUAAAUUAUAUUUUUAUACUGAGUUAAUGGGGCUGGCUUACACGGAAGAAGAAUUUAUACUAGUUAGAUUAUACUGACAUUUCUCAACGAACACAGCUUUUACCUUAGCAACGUAAACAAAUAGCAAGCAUUCUCUUAAAUAAGGAUAUUUAAUAUGGAAGGCAAGGAUAAUCGAUCAAAGGAGUGAGUAUAACUAAACGCAGUAAAAUGAAGCAAUAUCGCAAAAAGGCUCCUGUGCAACAUAAUAACAACACUUCUUCCAGUUCCCAGGUUGAAGUGAUGCGUGGCAUAGUUGAUGUAGCAGAUUCAAGUGAUGAACGCUUUGUUUCACGGCGUGGUUGGGCUACUUCUCGACCACAACCACAAAUACGUCGUUACUCACUAGACGAUGAGGAAAACGAUUUGAAUGAAGCAGAGUCGGCACAAAUGAAUGCGGGUGAUUUCGGUUUAAUGUCACAGCUACCUACGUCUGUUGGUGGUCACUUUCAGUUCUCAUCUGAGAAAAAUUGGGACUCUGUAGACACUGAACAAUUUUUGGACAACACGGAGGCUAGUCAGUACUUUACUCUUAAUUUAAAGCUUUUAAAUGUUGGCUUACAAACAAUACCAUUUUAUAAACGGAUGGAUUAUGCGGCGUCUCUGUUUACCCGUGAUCAAUUGCGUACUAUGGAAAAUGCAGCAGAAGCAGCAGAGAAAAAUUAUCAGAAAGUGCUACAUGAGCAUGAAACUAAUCCGAGCAUUAAAAUUAAUAGUGGUAGUAGGAAAAGUGGUUCAGGCCGCUCACAGAAUAGUCUCAAACCGAAUAAUGUGGAAGCAAGUGAAACUAAUGUGGGAGAUGAAUUAGAUGAGUUGUUGAAUUUAACUACAGCAGCCGUUACAAAAGUUGACAUAAGUGUGGGAAAUGGCAGUGGUGCGGAAAAUGCAGCAGUACCUAUACCAGCUGAUAGCGAGAAUGUUUCUGCUCACAAGGAUGAUAUACAAGAGUGGUUAGAUAAUGUUUUAGAAGUGUAAAGUAGUUUUAUGGAAAUAACUUAAUCUAAUAAUUGGAAAUAGCAUACAUUUUAAAUCAAAGGAAUACACGGAAUAAAUUCAAUUUUUAAGGUCUUACCUUUUCUUUGUCCUUAAAUAAAUCAUAAAUAUUUAUGCCUUAUCAUGAUAAAUAAAGGAAUUGAAAAUGUUACGUUAAUGAUGUC
Messenger RNA from Ceratitis capitata (Mediterranean fruit fly), 1446 nucleotides. RefSeq lists its product as uncharacterized. The record is from RefSeq and is a predicted model, not a curated record. Lineage: Eukaryota; Metazoa; Arthropoda; Insecta; Diptera; Tephritidae. Gene Ontology annotation, biological process: negative regulation of G2/M transition of mitotic cell cycle. Bases 461 to 1264 code for a protein of 267 amino acids. The transcript has 2 exons.